AUGGUUUCCUCUCGCCGCUGGGCUAUAUUCGUUCUUUUCGUCUCUGCCUCAAACCUUAUUUGCGAAAGCUGGGCAUCUCCUCUGAUUGAGACCAUCGGAAAGCGAAACUCCCCUGUGCCCUUCGGAGCCAUCUUGGACAGAUGCGUCAUUCCUGGCACGGUCGCUCUGACAUUCGACGACGGACCAUUCGUCUACACUCCUGAUCUCCUGGAACUCCUUAGUGCAUACAGUGCGCGAUCGACCUUUUUCCUCAAUGGCCAAAACAAAGGGAGCUUUCAUGGUGACGCGACUGUCGUGCGGCGUAUUUUCGACGAAGGUCAUCAGAUUGGCUCGCAUACCUGGGGCCAUCCUUAUCUCACCUCGUUGGACUAUCCUGCCAUUGUCGCGCAGAUGACCCAAUUGGAAGAUGCCUUUAUGCAAGUCCUAGGAUUCUAUCCGACGUACAUGAGGCCACCUUUCCUCGCUUUCAAUGGCCUAGUGCUGUCGGCCAUGGGUGACCUAGGGUACCAUGUCAUCAGCGCGAGUAUCGACACGAAGGACUAUGAGAAUGACCAUCCCGAUUUGAUCUCCCGCAGUUUUGAAAAGUUCCGGACCGAGUUGAACGCCGGCGGAAGCAUCAUCCUGUCCCACGAUGUGCAUGAGCAAACCGUGUAUACAUUGACAAGGGCAAUGCUUGAGGAGAUCCGCGCGAGAGGAUUGCAAACGGUCACAGUUGGAGAAUGCUUGGGGGAUCCGGAGGCAUUUUGGUACCGAACAUCUCGUUGA
Molecule: messenger RNA, 765 nt
Organism: Aspergillus udagawae
Lineage: Eukaryota; Fungi; Ascomycota; Eurotiomycetes; Eurotiales; Aspergillaceae
Product: chitin deacetylase
Exons: 3
Coding region: 1-765 (254 amino acids)
Biological process (GO): carbohydrate metabolic process
Molecular function (GO): hydrolase activity, acting on carbon-nitrogen (but not peptide) bonds
Source: RefSeq, a predicted model, not a curated record